Messenger RNA from Schistocerca nitens (vagrant locust), 3657 nucleotides. RefSeq names its product F-BAR domain only protein 2-like. Gene Ontology annotation, cellular component: clathrin-coated vesicle; plasma membrane; cytoplasm. Gene Ontology annotation, biological process: clathrin coat assembly; clathrin-dependent endocytosis. Lineage: Eukaryota; Metazoa; Arthropoda; Insecta; Orthoptera; Acrididae. The record is from RefSeq and is a predicted model, not a curated record. The transcript has 19 exons. Bases 88 to 2847 code for a protein of 919 amino acids.
GUCGCCAUAUUACAGCUGUAUGGGUGUGUUGGGGGUCAUUGUCAGUCGUUGUGAGUGAUUUGUUUAUGUGAUGGGUAUUGCCUUACCAUGACGGUCGAUUUUGGUGAUUAUUUCUGGGGAGAGAAGAACAAUGGCUUCACUGUUCUUUAUCAGAAUAUGAAACAUGGUUUGGUUGCAAGCAAAGAAUUUGCCGACUUCCUCAGGGAAAGAUCUAACAUUGAAGAAAAUAAUUCAAAGUUAUUGGCUAAGUUAGCUAAGCAAACAAGUUCUGGAAGUGUACAAGGGACAUUUGCUCCAGUUUGGCAAGUUCUCCGCUCUUCAGCAGAGAAACUGUCAAAUUUGCACAUGCAGAUGGUACAGAAAGUUACUGAACUGGUGAAAGAAGUUAGCAAAUAUGCCGAAGAACUUCAUAAAAAACAUAAAUUGGUUAAAGAGGAAGAAGGAAGCACAUUGGAAGUGGUCCAAGCUAUACAGUCAACGACCUUGAUACUACAAAAGGCUAAGGAUACAUACACACAAAGGGGCUUGGAAUAUGAAAAAUUAAAGAAAGAAAAUGCGUCACCUAAGGAUCUGGAGAAAGCAGAAAUAAAACUCAAGAAGGCGCAAGAAGAGUAUAAAGCAUUGAUAGAAAAAUACAAGAUGAUUAAAGAGGAAUUUGAAAGGAAAAUGAUAUUGGCUUGCAGGCAUUUUCAAGAAAUUGAGGAGGCUCAUGUGAAACAGAUGAAAGAAUUUCUCAAUACUUACGCUGACGAUCUGCAGCACAACCAUGAGCUCAUUGGACAGAUACAUAUUGACUUCAAACGCCAGUGUUUGGAAAUGACUGUUGAAAAACUACUUGAACAGUUCGUUUUGACGAAGUACACUGGCUUGGAAAGACCAUGUGCAAUUGAAUUUGAGGAGUUUAGUAUAUCAGGGCUUUCAUCCAUAACUAGUCAGGCGCAGGAUUCCUCAGAAAAAACAACAAAUGGUGAAAAGCCUUCAAAGAAAGAAGGUAAUCUAGAUUGUGCUGCUCAGAAGCCCAAAGAAAGCAAAACAUCCCGCCGCACUACCUCCCUUCUGAACCUCUUCAUGUCUAGCUCCCAGGGGUUUUUAAGAAGCAGGCGUGAGAAGCGAAAGGAAAAGAAAGCGAAAAAGAAGAAAGAUGGCAUGGAUAACACUAGUAGUAAAGAAGAAAAGUCAGAUGUAAAGAAUGGAAGUCUUGAUGCUUCCAGGGAAGACAAGGAUGACAAUAGGAAGUCAGAGACACCAACUCCCGAAGUGGAUGAGGAGGGCUACUGUAUCAAACCUAAACCGGAUCCUUGGGAAAAUGAUAAAGGGAGCUUUUAUUCGAGCUCAGACACUGAUUCAGACGAUGAAAGAGAACACAAAAUUCAUGUGGAAAUCAAACCAUUAAGCAACGGGUCUGCUCCAAUGAGUGCCAGUGUUGAUGAGCUCCGUGCAACGGUGGAAAACUUGUCACUUUCACCAGUUGCUACAGUUACAGCAAGAAGAGAUUCAGCUGCUGACCCAGACUCUCACAUCAAACGCUCCCAGUCUGUCUCUCAACAGCUAGGAGGGAAACCAAGUAGUGAUCUUUUGGGAUUGAAUCUCUUCCAAAGUCCGACUGCAUCUAGUGCCUCAACCCCAACAGGGAAUCAUCCAUAUGCACCACUACACAGCCCAACGCAGCCAACAGUUAGCAGUCCAGCUCCGUCAACAUCAUCAUCACGCUAUGCAGAUCUGGGAGAUCUUUUCUCUGAAGUUGGGGAAAUGCAACAGCCAGCCUUACCACCAAAGCAGUCGCGGCAGACACCAACACCCACACAGGGCACCAUUGCAAUUCCAAGGCCACCAUCAAGACGAGGAGAGGGUCCAUCUACGCGUGGCAGAAUGAGUCCAGCUCCAAUUGCCCGUGCGGAUAGUGUUGGGAGCUUGGAGUUCCGCACAGCUGGCGUUCCAGUAGGAUCAUCACGAGGACCAUCACCCCUUACUAUUGGAAUGGCUGACACCAUACCACUUGCUGUUGCAUUUCAUGAAAUUGUCCACUCCUACUUUAGAGGGACAGAUGAAACAAAGUGCCAGGUGAAGUUGUCUGGUGACAUGAUGCUCUCAUUCCCUGCUGGAAUUGUGGCUGUGCUAGCUAACAAUCCAAGUCCUGCCCAAUUAUCAUUCCGAAUUCGUAACACUCAUAGGCUUGAGGACAUGCUGCCCAAUAAACAGCUCGUCACAAUAGACUCUGCCCAGUCAAGUCACGACAGUACAGUAUUUGAUUUCAACAUGAAUGCAUUAACAGCUCUACUUCGAAGGCAGUCGGAUCAGAACCCGUCAGCAUCCUACUUUAAUGUAGAUAUUUUAAAGUACAAGAUAAAGCCAAAGAGUGGAGCAGGGUCCUGUCCAUUCCAGCUGGUAGCUUAUUGGAAAUGUGAAUCGAGCCAUACUGACCUCAGAAUCGACUACAAAUACAACAGUCAUGCUAUGUCUUCAGCCUCGCCUCUACUGAAUCUCACUGUAGCUGUUCCAGUUGAUGGUGGUGUCAAAAACAUGCAAUCUAAGCCAAAUGCUCAAUGGCAGCCAGAAAAUAAUCGUGCUUUAUGGAAAUUCACGGAACUCUCCCAACAUAGUGAAAAUCAUGGUGUUGGUUCCCUGAGGGCACGUUUGGAAGUGACUAAUGGUCCAAGUAAUCAGAGCACUAUAGCAACACAAUUUAAUUGUGAAGGUACUACUCUGUCAGGCUUAGAGUUUGAGCUGGUUGGUGCAGGCUACAGACUGUCACUUGUGAAACGAAGAUUUGUCUCAGGCAAGUAUAUAUGUGAUGGUGACCCUGAUCCAAGGAAUAGGUAUGCAACUCCACCAGGAUCAGAAUGCUAGCAGCUGUGCUGUUUCUUGGAAACUCAUAAGUUCCAUACUUGUUUAGUUCCAGUGACUGUGUGUGUCAGUGAAUAUGGAGUGUAUGUGAGAAAACCUAUUGAGUGAUAUGAAAAUUUGCAGUUGUGUAUUUGAAAAAGUCAAAGUACCAAAUUGACUGUUUGUAAUAAUCUAAGUCAUACCUCAACAUUUAUUUUAUCAUAAAGAGUAUUUUAAAUUCAUUGUAAAAUGAUGUGUACAAUAAUGCUGUUACUAUGAAAGGCAUUUCAGGUAAAACCUUUCAAAAUACAUAACUGGUCCUUAUGAAAAGGACAGUGAUUCCUUGAGGCUAACUGAGGAAAAAAAAGAGUGAAUGGAUGUCAUUGACGAUGUGCAGUUGGGUGAACUUAUACCACAGUUUAAACAUUAGAUAAGUUGACUCAUGUAUUUAAAAAGUGAAAUGGCUAUUUUAUAAGUAUUUAAAUCCAAAUCUGAUUUUUUUUAACAUGUAUGAAACACACUGAAAAUUGUUGGCAUUUUUAUUCUGCCUUAAUUUACAUUCUUAUGUUUAUACUAAACAAUGAGAAAUAUUGAACAGAUAGGCACUAAGGCAGCAGAACAAUGCAAUACAGUUCUUUAAAAUUUCUAGUAUUCCGCCUAUAAUCAGCUCUUAUGUUUGUUUUACUCUUUCUUUUUUUAUGUGAUUCUGUUGCUUGUGUGUAUUGCAGUGCAAAGAGUAUAUAUUUUCCUUUCUUUAUUUUUCCCUUUAGUGACAAGAAAUCUCAUUUAAUGGUGCAAAUUUUAGUGGUAUACAUGUAGAGACUUAUUUCCUAA